GUCUAGCAAUACUUAAUGUCCUUCUAUGACAACUUAUGUCAACAUAAUUCCCUACGCUUUUGAUCAACUUUCAUACAUACCUAGGUAGAAUCACAAACAUCCAAAACAUACUAUGUCGAAUAACUCUCGUGCUGUGGGGCGGCCGGCCCUCCAAGACGCCAGUAAUCGGGUGAAUCAGACGCCCAUUCUCCCGCCGCCGAACCCGUACCUCACGAAGGCGGCCGCCAGCCAACCUCCUGCUCCCGCUCCGGCCCCGGCCACCGCAGCCUCUACCACAGCCCCCAAACCCACCAACAGCAAGAAGCGCAAGUCCGCCACGUCGCUAGACGACGACAUCGCCGCAUACAAGCGGAGCCUGGACAUCGACACCGACGGCAUGGCCAUGGACAAGACCUGCAAGCAGGUCCGCGCCCUCAUCAACAAGCUCCUGGACAACGGCAUAAUGAAGAAGACCGAGUUCUGCGCCGCCGUCGGGUGCAGGCCCGUCAACCUGAACACGUUCUUGUCCAAGAGCGGGUCCAUGGACGGGCAGUUCAGCAACGUCUACGACGGCGCCUGGGCCUGGUUCAAGCAGCGCGAGCUCGCCGGCCUUAAGAUGCCCGAUGUGAAAAGGCGGCGGACGGCGGAAGCCAAUGCUGCCGCUAGGGCCGCCGCAAGCACUUCCGGUGCCGCGUCUGGACCGGGAUCUCGCGGAGCUAGCAGGGCGAUGGCACCGUCUACCCCCGUGGUUGAUAUCAGCAACGUGCACCUCCCUGGCGAAGAGACGGACGAGGUGCCCGUGUACGACACGUGCGACGAGAUCCGGAAGAAGAUAACGAAGCACCUGCAGACGCCGGGCGUGACCGCGGCGCAGUUCUGCCGCGACAUCUACGCGCAGCUCUCGCACCCCAGCAUCAAGCCCUUCCAGUCGAAGCAGCUCAACGACUUCCGCAACAAGAAGGGGCCGAACGCCGGGUGCAUGAGCAAGGUCUUCUACGCCGCCUACGUCUACUUCGAGAAGAAGCGGAUCGCCGAGGGCAAGCCGAAGAGCCAGCACCGGCUCAAUAUGGAGCGGAUCUGGGCUGACAAAGGGGGCUUUGAUCUGGAGCACGAUGACCGAUGCGGUGUUUGGGUUGGCCCCGGCGAAACUUUUACGGUGGAUCAAUAUGGACAACUGCAUUUCCACCAGAGGUAAGAUGUUUUCCAUCAUCCACAUUGCGGUUUUGGGUAAUGGAUAGGUUGUGAGCUAUUGUGGCUUUGGGAACUGGAAUGGUUUGUCAAUAUGUCGGAGCCCAGGAACUUGUAUAACAAAACGACGGCAACAUUGAUAUUAGAAGUCAGCUGCUCAAAAAUAUAUCAGUUUUGUAUAAUUCACGGCCUCUUGCUAGGCGCGAGCGUGAUUGCCAUUUCCAGCGAGUUGAAUGAAAAUGGAAGAUCCUUAUUGGC
Messenger RNA from Annulohypoxylon truncatum, 1425 nucleotides. RefSeq lists its product as uncharacterized. The record is from RefSeq and is a predicted model, not a curated record. The transcript is spliced from 3 exons. NCBI's taxonomy places the organism in Eukaryota, Fungi, Ascomycota, Sordariomycetes, Xylariales, Hypoxylaceae. The coding region runs from base 113 to 1174 and encodes 353 amino acids.